AUAUAACCCACCACACGCGGGCGGGCGCCGCCUGCGCCAAAAGCCCCGUGCCGUCCGGCGUUCUCCUGAGGGCGCCCGUGCUAACCAUGGCCGCGCCCGCGCCGCCACCGCGCAUCCUCUCGCUUCUCCUGCUUCUCGUCGCCAUGGGGCUCGGUGCCUCGGAGGGCGGGGCGGGCGCCGACAACGACGUGCUGCGGCGGGCGCAGCGGCCGGAGUUCGCUGCGUGGAUGGCCGCCGUCAGGGGUGCCAUCCACGAGCGGCCCGAGCUGGCGUUCCAGGAGCACGAGACGAGCGCGCUGGUCAGGAGGGAGCUCGACGCGAUGGGCGUCGCGUACAGGUACCCGGUCGCCGGCACCGGCGUCGUCGCGGCCGUCGGCACCGGGGCCCCGCCGUUCGUCGCGCUGCGCGCCGACAUGGACGCGCUCCCGCUGCAGGAGGAAGUGGAGUGGGAGCACAAGAGCAAGGAGGCCAGGAAGAUGCACGCCUGCGGCCACGACGCGCACACCGCAAUGCUGCUUGGCGCCGCCAGGAUCCUCCACGAGCGCCGCCGCGAGCUGCAGGGCACGGUGAUCCUUCUUUUCCAGCCGGGCGAGGAGGUGGGCAUUGGCGCCAAGAGUAUGGUGGAGACCGGCGCCGUGGACAACGUCGAGGCCAUCUUCGGGUUCCAUGUCACUGUGAUGUUCCCCACCGGCGUGGUGGGCUCCAGACCCGGCCCCCUGCUGGCCGGCUGCGGGUUCUUCGAGGCUGUCAUCACCGGGGCGGGCGGCCACGCGGCCAACCCCCACGGCACCGUCGACCCCGUCGUGGCCGCCUGUAGCGUCGUCCUCAGCCUGCAGAGUCUCGUCUCGCGGGAGGCCGACCCGUUUGACUCCCAGGUGGUAACCGUGACGAGGUUUCGAGGCGGCGGCGCGUUCAACGUGAUCCCGGACUCCGUCACCAUCGGCGGCACGUUCCGGUGCUUCUCGAGCGAGGGCUUCAUGCAGCUGAAGCGGCGGAUCGAGGAGGUGAUCGUGGCGCAGUCCGCGGUGCACCGGUGCGCGGCCGCGGUGGACUUCAGCGCCGGCGGUAGUCCGCUGCUGCCCCCCACCGUCAACUCCGCCGCGCUGCACGAGCACUUCGUGGCCGUCGCCACGGAGACGAUCGGCGCGGGCGCCGUCCGGGGCGCGAUGGAGCCGUGCAUGGGGAGCGAGGACUUCGCGGCCUUUUCCGAGGCCGUCCCGUCCUCGCACUUCUACUUCGUCGGGACGCGGAACGAGGCGCUCGGGGCCGUGCACGACGCGCACUCGCCGCACUUCUUCGUCGACGACGCGGCGCUUCCCUACGGCGCCGCGAUGCACGCCAACCUCGCCAUGGGGUACCUGCGGCGCCGCGCAGCGUCCAGCGGGCUCAGGGACUCCCACGACGAGCUGUAGGUCUAUCGCCACGUGUCGCGACCUUCGGGUCGGCCGCUGCGCUGGCGGCGCCGGCUUCGCGCGCGCGCUCGCGCCCAAGGCAGCUCGACGAGCUCAAGAAGGCCAAUCUGAAGGCGGCGCUUGUCAUCGUCGAGCACUUGCGUCGGGAUCCGGUUCGGUAUUCAGAUAAAAAAAAAAUGUAGGGAUGCAUUGUGACUGAUCAUGCAGUCCGAUGGGCGGGUGUAAAGCUGGUGAAUCUUACGAUGUGAUUCUUGGGGGGCGCGAAUGAUGUAGAGAACCUGCCUGAUAGAGGUGCUCAUGUCUGAAUUCUGAUGCAAAGACUGAUCUGGGAAAUGAAAGCUCACCGGUGGACUCCAA
Messenger RNA from Phragmites australis (common reed), 1769 nucleotides. RefSeq names its product IAA-amino acid hydrolase ILR1-like 2. Gene Ontology annotation, cellular component: endoplasmic reticulum. Gene Ontology annotation, molecular function: IAA-Ala conjugate hydrolase activity. The transcript has 4 exons. Gene Ontology annotation, biological process: auxin metabolic process. The coding region runs from base 87 to 1412 and encodes 441 amino acids. NCBI's taxonomy places the organism in Eukaryota, Viridiplantae, Streptophyta, Magnoliopsida, Poales, Poaceae. The record is from RefSeq and is a predicted model, not a curated record.